AUGGGGCGAAGAUUGGUGGUGCUGGGUCGGUAUCAUCCGGGCUUAGUCAUAUUUGUCUUGAAAGUGAUGGCAAUUCUGUGUUAUGCAUAUUACUUUUGGUAUUUCUGGCCAGUUAAGCGGGAAGAAUGUAAGUUAAGCGGGAUUUUUGAUCCUUAUUAUGUCCGAAUUGAGUAAAGAAAGGUCUAAUGCCCAUUCUGGUUGAGGGUCAAGACAAAAAUUUAAAAAUAAAAAGUUGAUUUUUGAGUCCCGCCACGAAAACACGGAAAAUUGAAAGUUCUCUUGUCCGGCAGGAAAAUCAUUAAUUUUUGAAAACCCAGGAUUUAAACAGUAUUUUAAUGAAUUUUAGACCACCCUCUUACCUAUGGCCUCAGGGAAAAAGUUCAAAAUAUAAAACUACAUCAUCAAAGUUGUGAUGCUCAAUAUGCCACGCCGCUGGCUCCGGAAUUGGAAGAUGCCAUUGAUAAGGAGCAAAAGUCUAAAAAGGAGUGUAUACCCAAGGAAAAGGUCCGAUCAACAUUAAAAAACGGACUUUUGAGCAUGAAGAAUGUCGGGAAUGGCGAAGUCUGCAAAUUCAGGUAAGGAUAACAAAAAUUGGUUGUAAUGUACUGUAUCAUACUCGGCAAUUAUGACUUGUUUUUUGGCAACUUUCCGUUUUAGAGCAGUCCCUUACGACAUUCAGGGGUCCCCUCGAGGCUCUGAGGUUUGGUACGAAUUUGGAGUCCAGGGAAAAAAACCGGAAAGUGAUUUUGUUCAAGUAAUGUGUCAUGAUCGAGAUAAGAUCACUUAUCAAUUCCUGCAUCAUCAAAUUUAUCGGAAAUUGUAAGAGAAUCCUUGCAACUUCAAAUCAAAAAAACUCGAAUUUUAGGCCAGAAUCACGCCUAAAAAUUGAAAAUCCCCCGCCAGAUAUCCAUAUCAUCGUGACUGAUUCCGUCGCGAUGCCUCAAAUGCGUGCAGCUCUCCCGAAAACGAUGAAACUUUUGGUCGACCAAUUCUCGGCCGAGCUGUUUUUAUUCCACAACAGAGUCGAAGGCGAGACAGCGGGUCAGAGUCGAGUUUUGUUGAUGCAGAACCGGAUAACCAACAUGACUUCCCAUCCGUUGGGACAAAAUUAUAGUACCAUUGACGAGAUAAGGUUCAAUGUUUGCAACGCUGAGGAGUUUGCGUUCAAUAUUGCGAGAGGAAAAGGGUACCGGACGUUGUUUGGUCUGGACUGGACUACGUACUUGAUGUGGGGAUGUCAGGAAGGAGACAGGUUUCCGGUUGACCAUUUUAUGGAGUAAGCUUAUGAUUUCGGGAAGUUAGCUUACGAGUAAGGUGUGCCAAGUGCAACGCUCCACGUCAAUCCAGCGCAUUUACUGAACCGUUUCGAAAAUUCGUAUCGUUUUCAUUGAUUUAAAAGAGAGACGAAAUGUCGCGAAAUUAUCGGCACUUUUUCUCGCCCGGAAUAAUUUCUUUUCUCGAAAAGGAAGAAGAAAGAUAAGAAAAUGCGUUUUAUCGGGUAGUGACAUUUCGUUUUGAACGAAUCACCAAAAAGGGGCGGGAAAUUUUUUUCUUCUAUUUUGGAUUGACUUGCGCUCUGAUUUUCGUUAAAUUUCGCACAAUUGCAUUCUCUAGGCUGCAAUUCAAUUCCUCAAAAAAAAAAAAAAUGACUCGCUUUUUGCAGGAGCAGCUGAGAUUCUCAUAUCCUAGCCGGCGAGAGGUUCGCCGAUGCGGAGAGUGGUCAGGAAGAAAAACAGCUUUUGGCCAUAAUUUUGCUAGUUUCGUUCGGAAAAAGUGAUUUUUUGUGGAAACACUACCCUUUACGGUAGAAACAGGUGCAAUACAGGGUGUCCCAAAAAAAAAGCUUGAUAACCAUAGUAAGCGUCCAGGACGUAAAAGAAAACGCACCGCCAGCAGUUAUGUCAACCGGGAGAUCACCAACAGCCAAAUCCGCGAUUUUCAAGAAAAACUUGCCCGUGAGGUAGCCAUCAGCGACCGAUCGGUCACCCAAAUAGCCGAUGAUGAGCUGUACCUCACGUUGUAUAAGCUGUAAAAAGUUCAGAUCUUCAAAGCAGACAGCAAAUGCCUACGGUUCCAAAAAUGUCGAAAAGUCAAGGCCCGGGCCGCAGCUCAGACACGUGAGCGCAUUCGUUCGUGGUUCACUGUUUGGCGGAUGCACAGCCACCAGAACAAUAGGAUCUUCUUAGAUGAGGCCCUCGGCACGUCGGCUAACGUCGAAAACUGUCAAAAUCCGGGCCGUCAUCGCCUAAGGCGGAAUUUGUGCCAGCGGCAAGAAUUCUAUGGUCAAGGUGGCAAAAUUCUAGCGCCGCGUUAAUCUCGAUUUUCUCGUACUUCUGUUGACUCAGCAGAACCUUGGCAAUGCAAAUUUGGGGUUCCAACUAGACUCAGCGCCGGGUCACAAAGCAAAAUCAACUCAGGACCCGGAAUGGGACCGAUUUUCCCGAUUUUAUCCCGUCUGCAAAGUAGCCGUCUGCGCGCCGGAUCUGAAUCCGACAGACCAAAAAUUUUUUUUAAUUGGAGGCCAACGCCCGUACUACAUGCCACAAAAGUUUGGAGUCGCAAAGUAGUCGUUGCGCCAAGAACGGGACCGAUUUCCCCGAAAAGAGCUGCGGCCCCGAGCCCGAAAUUUUAAGUCACUUUUGGAGCUAUAUAUCGCCACCAAAGGCAGCCACUGUGAAACUGGCUUGACACGUUAUCAAUAAUCCUCUAUGUUACUGAUAUCCAUCGUUAGUUUUGUUAAAUUUUGUUUGGUAUAUAAAAUGCAGGCAUAAAAGAACAUGCAUUUUUUUUGGGACACCCUGUAUUUUCCUUGCCGAAAGCAUGAAGUUUUUGCGGACUUUUGAUCUAAAAAUCAUGUAAAAAAUUAUUCGAAAUUUGUGCCAGAUUUCAUCAAAAUCUGAGCGUCCCAGUUUGGAUAUCUCCCUCAAGCUUGAUUAGGUUCUGGACGUCGGAAAUCGGACUCUUCUGGAAAUCUAACAUUUCCAGAAAACCAUUUUCAGUGCCUACUGGGAACAACUGAACAAAAUUUUCCCGGACGCUGAGCACAAUCCAGAGUACGGCCCGGUCGGUCGCAUGUUCUACCGCUCCAAUUUGUGGGGCCGCUUUUGUUUGGAGCGUCACAAAGAAAUGCUCGAUUACCUGUUCGACUUUAUGGAGGCCUACAAAAACGAACCGCAACUUACAGUGACGUGGUUGGCGUACUUGACGCACGAUUAUCGCGGCGAUUUGUACAAAUACGACGAGGAUUUUGUCGAAUUUUUUCAAAGGCUCAGAGCAAAAGUGGGUUGUUGAUUAGACCGGACCCUAAAGCCAUUACAUUUUCGUUGACAGGCUCCGCAUUCGCAUAUAUUUCUGAUGGGAGACCACGGAAAUAGGCUUUAUUCGGACAAAACGUUGGCAUUUGAUCGGAUCGAAGAGAAUAAUCCAGCGCUGAUUUAUUUGCCGCCAGAGGCUGUGAAAAAUGAUGAGGUGGUGAUGAAAAGGAUCAGAAAGAAUACUCGACAACUGGUGUCAACGUUUGACAUCUAUGCCACAGUGGUCGACAUUUUACAGGUAAAUUGGAGAAAGGUUCAUUUCGAAAAAAUGGUUUCUGAACCUUUAGAAAUGUCCGGUUUACCUUAUGGUAACCCAUCCAAGCCACUUAUACACCUGGAAACUUACAAGGGAAGUAGUCCAAGUGCGACGUUCAGAUUUUGAUGAAACUUGGCACCAAUUUAGAAUAAUUUUUUAUGAGAUAUAUGCGAGAAUCGUAGCUCGCACUUUGCAGAAACAACCGAUAUUUUUAGAUCGACAGUCGGCGAAAAUUUAGGCCUUUUUGCCGAAUUUCGGCACGAAAAGUUUCAUGCCUAUUUCAACCGUAAAGGAUAAUGUCCCUACAAAAAAUCAACUUUUUCCUAACGAAACUACAGUGAGGGACCGGAUCCAAUGGCAAAAAACGUCUCAUUUUGCAGCUUUCUCUCUCUGACCGCUCUCCACGUUUAGCGGGCUCUCAAAAAUCGUUCGGUAUCUCGGCGGCGCCCGCAAAGCGCGAGCUAAAACUUUCAGGAAUCGAUGUUUAGUCCAUACCCGACGUGUGUGCAAAAUUUAAAGAAAAUCUGAGCGUCGCACUUGGAUUACUUCCCCUGUUAAUUCGCAACAUCUAACUGCCAAAUCAUUUGAAUUUCCUGUUGCAAGCAAAUGUCGCCCGAUUUCCAACCGGCAGAAUCUCCGUGUUUCUUCUAGCUGCCCGUCAGGAAACUGCCCGUGUGGGCCCGCCUUUUUUACGUAAACGAUGCCUUUCCGAUAGAUUUGUCAUGAUAAAGCUUGCCAGUAUGACAAAAGCUUUUCGCCAACUUUCGAUCUAAAAACUCGGAACAAAAGUCAGGAUUUGCUUGUAUUUAUGCCUUAUUUCAACAAAAACUGAAUAUUGCACAUAAACAAGAAGCGCCUACUUGUAAAGCAUUUUUUUGUAAUGAAAUUUGAACUAGGUUCCUCAAAUCCGAGUGUCGCUCCUUAAACCCGUCUCCUACCAAUUGUAAACUCUGUCCGCCUUUCUUUUCAUCUAUACACUACCAAACUUGCAGAACAAAAACGAUCUAACUUCUGCGCAAGCUCCGGAACCUCCCAUAAAACUCGUCGGCGCCAGCCUUUUCCGAGAGCUGCCUCAGCCGCGAAAUUGUGAAUCUCUGCAGCUCGGGUUCCAUCUGUGUCUGUGUCCCCAAUUAGGGCCGGAGAUACGGUUCCAUCCGCUGGCAGAAAAGCUAGCCGAAUUCGUCGUUCAGUAUGCAAACGGCUACAUAGCCGCCUCGGAGGACUCGGAUCUUUGCUCGCCGCUCGUUGUGGACCCGGACUUUGCAACCGUCGUUGAGGAAUACACAGGAAAAGGCAGUGAAGAAGGGGAAAAGUCGUAUAAGGUGACGGUUCGGACGUUCCCCGGAAAAGCCGUUUUUGACCCGUGGAUUGCGGUAAGAGCAAAAUAUUUUUCAAAUUUUGCUGGGAAAACAAUAUUUUUUCGACGCAGUGUCUUGACGAGCCAGGCGCUUUUUAUUUUAUCUUCCAGGUCUUCCCUAAUGGAACAAUGCAAUUGCUGACUAUUCCGUACCGAAAGAACGCAUUUGCCUUCCAGGCCAAAUGCAUACACGACCGCUAUAAUACGGCAAGAUUCACGGAGCAUUUCUGUUUCUGUAGGAAUCUGUUGAAUGUGACCAGUGAAGUUGAGAAAGUUAAUAAUUGA
Bursaphelenchus xylophilus (pine wood nematode) is the source of this 5212-nucleotide messenger RNA. The record is from the annotation of a GenBank genome assembly. Lineage: Eukaryota; Metazoa; Nematoda; Chromadorea; Rhabditida; Aphelenchoididae.